GCCACUCCUUUUUUCCGGCCCUCCGGCGCCCGAGCUCUGCCGCGGGGCUCGGGUCAGCGGCCGUUGUCCGCCCCGCCCCGGGGAGGAGGAGCUGCCGCAACCGUGGUGUUCCCCCUUCAACCACCACCGCCCUCCCGCGGCCAUGGGCGAGAGCCGGGGGCGAGCGGCCCUGCAGGAGCCGGCUGGGCCGGAGCCGAGCUCCCCUCAGAGUGCUGCUGAAAAUGGCUUGGACCCUGUCGAUGAGCCUCUGCUCAGAAAAAACCCACGUCGGUUUGUCAUCUUCCCCAUCCAGUACCCAGACAUAUGGAAAAUGUAUAAACAGGCUCAGGCCUCCUUUUGGACUGCAGAAGAGGUUGAUUUGUCAAAGGACCUUCCUCACUGGAACAAGCUGAAAGCAGAUGAAAAAUACUUUAUUUCUCAUGUUCUGGCAUUUUUUGCAGCCAGUGAUGGAAUUGUAAAUGAAAACCUGGUGGCACGUUUUAGUCAGGAAGUGCAGAUCCCAGAAGCCCGUUGUUUCUACGGCUUUCAGAUUCUCAUUGAGAACGUUCACUCAGAGAUGUACAGCUUGCUCAUAGACACCUACAUCAAAGAUCCUGAGAAAAGGGAUUACUUAUUUAAUGCUGUUGAAACAAUGCCUUGUGUCAAGAAGAAAGCAGACUGGGCUCUGAAGUGGAUUGAUGACAGAGAAUCCACUUUUGGUGAGAGAGUGGUUGCCUUUGCUGCUGUUGAAGGCAUCUUCUUUUCGGGUUCCUUUGCUGCUAUAUUUUGGCUGAAGAAGAGGGGCCUGAUGCCAGGGCUGACUUUCUCCAAUGAACUUAUUAGCAGAGAUGAGGGUCUACACUGUGAUUUUGCUUGUCUCAUGUUCCAUUAUUUAGUGAACAGGCCAUCAGAAGAGCGGGUCCGUGAGAUCAUCGUUAAUGCUGUUGAAAUCGAGCAGGAGUUUCUAACAGAGGCAUUACCUGUAGGUCUGAUCGGAAUGAAUUGCACUUUGAUGAAACAAUAUAUUGAAUUUGUUGCAGACCGGUUACUGAUGGAGCUUGGGUUCUCAAAGGCCUUUCAUGCAGAAAAUCCUUUUGAUUUCAUGGAAAAUAUUUCUCUGGAAGGAAAAACAAAUUUCUUUGAGAAGCGGGUUUCAGAAUAUCAACGUUUUGCUGUUAUGGCAGAAACAAUGGACAAUGUCUUCACUCUGGAUGCGGAUUUUUGAUGACUUGGCAAAUGAACAGUGACUGUUGCCCUCUGCCCAUUUCAGUUUAUGCUGUGAAGUUGUCUCCGUUUUCUCUCCUGGAAUUGAAGUCUACUGUUUUUUUUUUUUCCUGGGUUUUCAUGUUGUUUGCCAGAGAAGUAAAUAUAUUUCUCUAUUUAAGGAAAAAAAGGGGGGGGUGUCCUUUUUAUAUGGCUUUUUAGGAGGAUUGCCUUUUGAAGAUUCCCUUGAUUCAUCUGCUGUGAUUGCUGUCUUUAAAAAUCACCUGGAUACAGCUACUUUUUAAAGACUUCGGUAGUACUUUAAGAAAGCAAACUGUGUAUUUACCUCAUGUUAUGGGAUUUUAAUCUGAAAACCAGAUAAGGUAGCACUCUGUAUAUAUGUUGUUAUAAAUGAUUUUCAUGGUUUCUAUUUUCAUGUUUAUAGAGUUGGUUUAGAAUAAAAGCUCUUCCCUUUCAUCUUGCUGUAGAUAGAGUAAUAAGUGAUUGUGGGAAGAUAUAACCUGUGUACUAUAAAAUCUUGCUAAAUCCAGGGAUACACUUUGAUCUUCCCAUUAACUUGGGUUCUGUCUGGAAAUGUUUUACUCUGGUUGCAAAACCGAUGGCUGCUGGUGGGAGUUUAAAUCAAAUACAUACGAUUUUUGUCUUACAGCUGUUACUGAGCAGGUCAGUGGUCUUUGAAUGCUCCUUGAAAAGGCAAGCCUGUUAAUAGAGGAGAAAACACACAUCCUGUAUGUCUUUGUCUUGUGCUCCUUGUUUUUCCAUGCUUCUCUGAACAAGUGCCUUAUUAAGCAGUCUGUAGUUGUGCUGAGUUGCAAUCAGCAUCCAACACUGGAACAGCCAGCUCUGGGUGUGGUCUGUCUUCCCUUUGUCAUGCUGGGUGGUUUAAUAUUUUCCCCUUCUCUGUUUCCCUUGUGCAUUGAUGGGGUGAGAAGGCAUAUUGUUCCAAAGAAUUAUCCCUGGAGGUGCUACAAACGUACUGCUUAGGCUGUAAGGAAGCACCAGUAAUGUGUGAAGGUACUUCAAGUUGUGUGUUUAAUGUGAACCAUUGAAACCAUCACAGAAUCGAUUCUGGAGGAAGGCAUUAAACCUUUUAAAACCAAAUCUUGAAGUAGUGUGGAUCAGCAGCAUCUCACAGAGGACUGCUCUUUGGGUUUUGGUGUGUUCCAGUGUGUGUCUGGAAGUUGCUCAAGUUCUUUGAUGUCACAUGCAGCAAAUGAAUCAAUGGAGUAAUGGCAAGCAUGCUGCAGGGGUACUUGGGAUGGAAGAGAUACUAUUCAGUUGUAGGUGGGUUACUUGCAAAUAGAUAUGUUCUUUUUGCUGAAGUGAGUGCACAUGAGCUGGACAAAGGGUUCUUCAUUAAACCCAAGCAUUUUUUCAUAAUGUUCAGCAAUUUGUAUAAGAGCUUUUAUAAGUCUUUCUUAUUGUUGCAAACAUCUUGUUCUGCUUUCAAUACGCCUGCCAUGAGAUGAGCUGACGGCCCAGGGUUAUUGGUGAUGGGGUGGUAGGGGUGUUAUUUCCCUGCCAGCCCACAUCAGGCAUAGCCCUGGGUACUUGAGUUCCAGGAAACAGGUCCACUGCUUUAGCAUAGUUCCUAGUGAACAGUUGUCCCUGGUGUAAAAAUAAGCAGCAGAACUGACUCUUUUUGUUUGGUCUCAGUAAAAGAUUGUAUGUAAUGGGCACGGAAACAGGACGGCUAUCUUGCCUACAGAAGUGCCUGCUUCAUUUGACAUAAGGUACUUAGGGAGGGCAGAGGGGAUCUUGGAGAAUACAGAGAAAAGCUGGGAUUGAUGUCCCUCACUAGUGCCCUGCAACUGCAAGAGAACUAUGGGCUUGGGAAGAAAAUCCAGCACCUUUUGGAAAUACUGUGGUACUGGGGGAAAAAGAGAAAAUUUUGUUAAAUGGGUCUGUUAUCUGAGGAAUGGAACCUAUUUUUAUGUCACUAAAACUGUGAAAAAGCGUUUGUUUUGAGUAUUGUGAAUUAGGAAGAGAGUGUACAGAAUAUACAAGUAUGAAACUGCUAUGUGCUCAGGUUUUGUAAAUGCAGAGGAGAUGCCAAAGUCUGGUACAGCAGCUCCCGUUUGUGUGUAUAAUACGUGUACAGUUUCAAUAAAACUUGAAUGUGGAGAGGA
This is a messenger RNA of Pezoporus flaviventris, 3332 nucleotides long. It is a transcript of the gene RRM2B, whose product is annotated as ribonucleotide reductase regulatory TP53 inducible subunit M2B. The transcript has 9 exons. Gene Ontology annotation, cellular component: cytosol. NCBI's taxonomy places the organism in Eukaryota, Metazoa, Chordata, Aves, Psittaciformes, Psittacidae. Gene Ontology annotation, molecular function: ribonucleoside-diphosphate reductase activity, thioredoxin disulfide as acceptor. The coding region runs from base 143 to 1204 and encodes 353 amino acids. The record is from RefSeq and is a predicted model, not a curated record. Gene Ontology annotation, biological process: deoxyribonucleotide biosynthetic process.